Molecule: messenger RNA, 2045 nt
Organism: Colius striatus (speckled mousebird)
Lineage: Eukaryota; Metazoa; Chordata; Aves; Coliiformes; Coliidae
Gene: NIPA2
Product: NIPA magnesium transporter 2
Exons: 9
Coding region: 619-1704 (361 amino acids)
Biological process (GO): magnesium ion transport
Cellular component (GO): membrane
Molecular function (GO): magnesium ion transmembrane transporter activity
Source: RefSeq, a predicted model, not a curated record
CUUCCGGCGGUGGCUGCCGGAAUCCGCGGGGAGGGGGCGGCCGGGCCCGUGACGCCUCGCGCCGUCGUUUCCUGCCGCGCGCCGCUGCCAGUCCCGUGUCCCGUACCACUCCCCCCCCCUCCCCCCCCCCACCUUUCUCCCUGUCUCCCCUCAUGGCUGUGGAGCGCGGGGGCACCGGGCCCUUCCACCACCCGCUCCAGCCUCCCCCUCCCCCCUCUCCUCCUCUCUGCUCGCGCGCGGCGGCGGCGGCCGCGGGGCCCCUCCCGGCUGGGAUGUGAGGGGCGGCGAGCGCAGAAACCUAAUAUUGAAAUAUUUAAGAAGUGAACGGGUCUGGAUUUUGGAACAAAAUUGGUGAUUUUGUAUCAAGCAAGAAUCUACUUCAGUUUAUAUUUAAACUUGCUAGAAAAUGAAAGCAGACCCUUGCAGUUAAUCUGUUUUUUUUCUCACCCUGCAAAAUAAGAUAUUAAAGGGAGUUUAUAUGGAAGAAAUGCUGUGGCUGUUUUCAAAUUCUCUUAUGAACUGAUUUCAACGCAAGUUUUGGUGUUGGAUCAUCUUGAGUUGAGUGAAGGAAGUUCUGCUGUUCAUUGAUCAAUGUGACAGUCUUUAGCAGUUUACGAGAUGAGUGAAACUCGUGGGAGAUACGACUUCUGCAUUGGGCUGGUGUUGGCUAUGAGUUCCAGCAUUUUCAUCGGAGGAAGUUUCAUCCUGAAGAAGAAAGGCCUUCUCCGGUUAGCCAGGAAAGGCUCCAUGAGAGCAGGUCAAGGUGGUCAUGCAUACCUUAAGGAGUGGCUAUGGUGGGCUGGACUUCUUUCAAUGGGAGCUGGCGAAGUAGCCAACUUUGCUGCCUAUGCUUUUGCACCAGCUACGUUAGUGACUCCUUUAGGAGCUCUCAGUGUUCUUGUAAGUGCCAUUCUGUCAUCCUUCUUUUUAAAUGAAAAACUUAAUCUACAUGGAAAAAUAGGAUGUUUGCUAAGUAUUCUGGGAUCAACUGUGAUGGUAAUUCAUGCACCGCAAGAGGAGGAAGUAGAAACUUUGAAUGAAAUGUCCCAUAAACUAUGUGAUCCAGGUUUUGUGGUCUUCGCAACUCUUGUUGUCAUUGUGUCUUUAAUCCUGAUAUUCGUGGUGGGACCUCGCCAUGGACAGACCAACAUUCUCGUGUACAUAACAAUUUGCUCUGUGAUUGGAGCGUUGUCGGUCUCCUGUGUGAAAGGUUUGGGGAUCGCGAUCAAAGAACUUUUUGCGGGAAAACCAGUGAUGAGCCAUCCCUUGUCUUGGAUUCUGCUGCUGAGCCUCAUUGUCUGUGUGAGCACGCAGAUCAACUAUUUAAACAGGGCUCUGGAUAUAUUCAACACUUCGAUAGUGACUCCCAUCUAUUACGUAAUCUUUACAACAUCUGUUUUAACUUGUUCUGCCAUCCUCUUCAAGGAGUGGCAACACAUGGCGGCCGAUGACAUUAUUGGCACUUUCAGUGGCUUCCUGACUAUUAUUGUGGGGAUCUUUUUAUUGCAUGCCUUCAAAGAUGUUAACUUCACCCUCGCAAACCUGCCCCUCUCUUUGCGGAAAGAUGAGAGAGCAGCCAACGGUGCUUUGCUGAGCACCUAUGACUGCUUUAAUCAGGACGAAGAAAGCUCUGCCUGUCUGGGCGAAAUACAGUCCACGGAGAGUCUCUCGGCCAGGAGAAAUGGAAGUCUGUCAGUCUUCUGAAAAUACCUACAUCUUGCUGAAGAACAAUUCUUGUAACUCUGGAGAUUUUUCUUCUGCUGUGAAAUGUCUGAGCUUGUCUGGAAAAAUCAUGUACUACUUAACAGUAUGUGUAGACAAUCCUUAAUUUUUUAAGUUUGAUUAGUUUGGAUCAAGAAGACUGAAGGGGGUUUUAUUUGCCUUAUUUUUACUUUAAAAACAAAUACUAAAAAUGACCUCAGACCACAGUUGGUUGUAUUAAGUUAUGUGUAAAUAAUUCCAUUUCAUUUUUGUUUUAAGAUGUGUUGCACUAAUGACAAUUUUAUCAAAAAUAAAAUGCUUUAUUUCUGCAUUGGUGGUAAAAA